UAUCGUUGUCUAGGACAGUUCAAAACAGCCAUCGACUACCACAAACGUUGUCUAGAAAUUGCCAAAGAAGUGGGAGACAAGGCUGGAGAAGGAGCGAGUUAUGGCAGCCUUGGCUGUGAUUAUCGUUGUCUAGGACAGUUCAAAAUAGCCAUCGACUACCAUAAACGUUGUCUAGAAAUUGCCAAAGAUCUGGGAGACAAGACUGGAGGAGGAAGGAGUUAUGGCAACCUUGGCAAUGUUUAUCAUUGUCUAGGACAGUUCAAAACAGCCAUCGACUACCAUAAACGUUGUCUAGAAAUUUCCAAAGAAGUGGGAGACAAGGCUGGAGAAGGAGCGAGUUAUGGCAACCUUGGCAGUGAUUAUCGUUGUCUAGGACAGUUCAAAACAGCCAUCGACUACCACAAACGUUGUCUAGAAAUUGCCAAAGAAGUGGGAAACAAGGCUGGAGAAGGAAGGAGUUAUGGCAACCUUGGCAGUGAUUAUCAUUGUUUAGGACAGUUCAAAACAGCCAUCGACUACCAUAAACGUUGUCUAGAAAUUUCCAAAGAAGUGGGAGACAAGGCUGGAGAAGGAGCGAGUUAUGGCAACCUUGGCAGUGAUUAUCGUUGUCUAGGACAGUUCAAAACAGCGAUCGACUACCAUAAACGACAUCUAGAAAUUGCCAAAGAAGUGGGAGACAAGACUGGAGAAGGAGCGAGUUAUGGCAACCUUGGCAGUGAUUAUCAUUGUCUAGGACAGUUCAAAACAGCCAUUGACUACCAUAAACGUUGUCUAGAAAUUGCCAAAGAAGUGGGAGACAAGGCUGGAGAAGGAGCGAGUUAUGGCAACCUUGGCAGUGAUUAUCUUUGUCUAGGACAGUUCAAAACAGCCAUCGACUACCAUAAACGUUGUCUAGAAAUUGCCAAAGAAGUGGGAGACAAGGCUGGAGAAGGAGCGAGUUAUUGCAACCUUGGCAAUGCUUAUCAUUGUCUAGGACAGUUCAAAACAGCCAUUGACUACCAUAAACGUUGUCUAGAAAUUGCCAAAGAUCUGGGAGACAAGGCUGGAGAAGGAGUGAGUUAUGGCAACCUUGGCAAUGCUUAUCUUGGUCUAGGACAGUUCAAAACAGCCAUCGACUACCAUAAACGUUGUCUAGAAAUUGCCAAAGAAGUGGGAGACAGCGCUGAAGAAGGAGCGAGUUAUGGCGACCUUGGCAGUGAUUAUCGUUGUCUAGGACAGUUCAAAACAGCGAUCGACUACCAUAAACGACAUCUAGAAAUUGCCAAAGAAGUGGGAGACAAGGCUGGAGAAGGAGUGAGUUAUGGCAACCUUGGCAAUGCUUAUCUUGGUCUAGGACAGUUCAAAACAGCGAUCGACUACCAUAAACGUAGUCUAGAAAUUGCCAAAGAAGUGGGAGACAAGGCUGGAGAAGGAGCGAGUUAUGGCAGCCUUGGCAAUGCUUAUGGUGGUCUAAGACAGUUCAAAACAGCAAUCGACUACCAUAAACGUCAUCUAGAGAUUGCCAAAGAAGUGGGAGACAAGGCUGGAGAAGGAGCGAGUUAUGGCAGCCUUGGCAAUGCUUAUGAUGGUCUAGGACAGUUCAAAACAGCCAUCGAGUACCAUAGACGUCGUCUAGAAAUUGUUAAAGAAGUGGGAGACAAGGAUGGGAUUGCCCAGGCUCUUUGUAGUCUUGCUACAACUUUUGAAAGGCAUGAAUGUCUCCAAACCGCCCUCGACUAUUAUAUUUCUAGUAGAGAGAUUUUUAAUAAUGUUCGGGCUAGUUUUCUGUUGAACCAUAACUGGAAGAUUUCGUAUCGAAAUGUUCACAAAACAGCAUACAAUGGUGUUUGGCGCGUACUUUUACUGAAGGGCGAACAUGUCAAAGCUCUUCUUGCUUCCGAGGAGGGACGUGCACAAACUCUAAGAGAUAUCGUGGAUUUAAAGUACAACUUUCGACAAACCCUCACGCGGUGGAACUCUAGAAAAUGCUCCGAUUGUCUUUCAUUAAGAAACAUUUCAUCAGAUGCAGUUUUUCUAGCAAUUACUGGACCUUACAUUGCUUUGUGGGUUAUUCGGAACGGGGAAGUCGUUCAAUCGAGAAUAAAGCAUGUGAACAACUUUCUUUACCAACGUGAAUUAGAAGUUUACAUUACCUCUUUGAAUAAGGCUGCUUCCUUGCAAGUUAGUGCAAGGGCUGCUGUUGAAUGGGAAAAAAGUUCAACUCAAGUGGGCCGAGAUGAAAAAGGAACGAGCAAUGGUUCUCCGCGAAACGCGACGACAAAUGCCCUGCGGAAGCUUUAUGAUAUCAUAGUUUCUCCUAUCGCAGAUCUGAUUGAUGGAGAAGAGCUUGUAUUUGUUCCUGAAGGUCCACUUUGCUUGGUGCCCUAUGCAGCAUUGGUGGAUUCGAAUUCAAGGUAUCUGUGCGAAUCUUUCAGGAUUCGAGUAAUUCCAUCCCUAACCAUUUUAAAAUCAAUCUCAGACUGCCCGACAGAAUUGCACAAUAAAACCGGUGCACUGCUCGUGGGUGAUCCAUGUUACAAGCAAGUCCUUUAUCAGGGUAAUUUGUUAAAUCAGCUGCCGGGUGCAAGGAAAGAGGUGAAGAUGAUUGGAGGAAUCCUCGGUAUUGCUCCUCUCGUUGGAGGGGAGGCGACAAAGGAAGAGGUAUUAGGACGAAUUUCCUCAGUUGCGUUGGUUCACAUUGCAGCGCAUGGUAAAAAAGAGACAGGAGAGAUUCUCUUGGCACCAAACACGAGUAGGACAAGCUGUCAAGCUGAAGAGGAAGACUAUCUACUGACAAUGAGAGACGUGUUACGAGUCGGGCUGCGAGCGAAACUGGUUGUGCUUAGUUGCUGUCACAGCGCUUGCGGUGAGGUUAUGGCCGAAGGUGUGGUUGGCAUUGCGCGAGCGUUCUUAGGUGCCGGUGCUCGAUCGGUUCUGGUAUCCCUGUGGGCCAUUGAUGACGAUGGUACUCAGGAGUUCAUGAAACAUUUCUACGGAGCACUGGAAAAAGGCAAGGGUACCAGUGAAGCUGUCAAUCAAGCCAUGAAGUGCAUGAGAGAGUCUGAAAUGUUCAGUAAAGGGAAUUACUGGGCGCCAUUUGUACUCAUCGGGGACGACGUGAAACUGGAAUUAACGGAAAUUUAA
Molecule: messenger RNA, 3123 nt
Organism: Pocillopora meandrina
Lineage: Eukaryota; Metazoa; Cnidaria; Anthozoa; Scleractinia; Pocilloporidae
Source: the annotation of a GenBank genome assembly